Helianthus annuus (common sunflower) is the source of this 1769-nucleotide messenger RNA. RefSeq names its product B3 domain-containing protein Os01g0234100. The record is from RefSeq and is a predicted model, not a curated record. The transcript has 7 exons. NCBI's taxonomy places the organism in Eukaryota, Viridiplantae, Streptophyta, Magnoliopsida, Asterales, Asteraceae. Gene Ontology annotation, molecular function: DNA binding. The coding region runs from base 71 to 1534 and encodes 487 amino acids.
AUGCCACCUUCGUCUCCUGGGUUCCCCAUUUUACCGCCUCCUCUUUUCUCAAAAACCCUUGUACGAUCGUAUGGCAACUCCAGUCGCCGGAGAACCCCUUCAAAAUUCCGACCACCACCUCAUCCACCCAGAUGACAAUUUCACUAUUUCCCAAUUGAUUCGAUCCAAACACUCUGACCCUAUUUCCCCUCCCCCUCCUCCCCCUUCUUCUCCCUUAACCUCUUCUCUGGGCAAACGGAAGAAAUCGAAGCCCGUCAGAUAUGGCAAUUUUACUAGUGACAAGAAAAAUUCGCCUUCGGUACGUGAUGCUGCUGCUCAAGACUCUUCAACCAAGUCUCCCAGCUCCCAAAAAGGAAGCUCUGCAACCAAACAUGCGAACUCAAAAUCCAAAAGCCCACCCGCCAUGACUAAAGCUGGUGAGGUCCAGUUGAGCUUAGGAACGGAGCAUCCAAGCUGUAUAAAGAUGGUCAAAGGACUUACUGACACCGCGUAUUGGAUGGGUUUUCCACUGUGGUUUGGGAAGUUGUUUUUACCGAAAGUUGAUUCUGAAAUGGUGAUUGAAGAUGAAUACGGGGAGAUUCAUCAUGUUAAAUACAAUGCUGAGAAGAGCGGGAUGAGUGCAGGAUGGAAGAAGUUUGCGGCUGGACAUAACUUGCUUGAUGGAGAUGUUUUGGUCUUUCAUUUGGUCGAACCUUACAAAUUCAAGGUCUAUAUAGUUAGGGCGAAUGAUCUGAAGAAAGCAGACGAGACUAUUGCACGUUUAAAUUUGGAGGCGCGCACUGCACAAACGACUACAGAAACCGAUACGCCAUCUCCUACAACGAAGAAAACCAAGCAUGAAAAGCCACUCUCAUUAACCAUUGUCCGAAAAAAGAACAAGCUAUCAACACAGGUUAUCAGUCCAAACAUGGAACAAUCCGGAAACAAUAGUGAAGAGAUCGGAUCAGAAGUUCUAGAAGGUUCCAGACCCUCUAAACCAGACCUUUCAUUUCAAGAACUUGAAGCCUUUAAAGACUUCCACAUAAUGGUCAAAGGGGUGUGCAUCGACUCCGAGCUUCCAGAUGACGUCAGAAUGAAUUAUUUCAAACUCUGCAUGGACAGGAAAGAGUUCUUGCAUGAUUGUCUUCCCGACAACUUUUAUCACAAGUUGGUAGCGGGUAUGAUCGGCGAAACUGUCAACAUUGCAAACGAUAUCAAAAACUGCAAGCUCACUACGACCAAGGAAGAAUUCGAUUCAUGGGAUAAUUCCCUAAAGUCGUUUUCUCUGCUGGGAAUGAAAGUCGGGUUUUUACGAGACAGGAUUUCUACACUUUCAAGACUCGCGUUUGAAUCCGAAAACCGGUUGGAUAUCGAGAUGUACAUGGAGGCCAAGGAGGAAGAAAAACGUGUCGAUGAUGAGAUCAAAAGGCUUUCGGAAGAGCUCAAGAAACUGAAGGAUUCGUCUAGAAAGGUGAAGGGUAUUGUUGAUGUCUUGAAACAGAAGACUGGGCGGCAUGAAGCGAGGUUCCAAGAAGCGAUUAAUGCACCAUGGUAGAAGUUGAAAGGUAUGUGGAAGAAAGGUUGCUUAUUUUUAUGUAUGUUUUAAGUUAUCUUGAAUGUUUUUUACUGUUAUGCUAGUGACUAGUGAAGUAGGAAACUUGUGUACAAUUUUAGAGACUUGUUUGCUCUUCAUUGUGGCAACUUGUUUUGUUAUGAUUCUGGUAGAACUAAAGUAGUUCUUGUUAUUUUGUUUGUGUUUCAUGCUGUGGAUAUAUAGUUUUUGUUAUUUU